This is a messenger RNA of Mirounga angustirostris (Northern elephant seal), 1799 nucleotides long. It is a transcript of the gene RNF167, whose product is annotated as ring finger protein 167. The coding region runs from base 559 to 1611 and encodes 350 amino acids. The record is from RefSeq and is a predicted model, not a curated record. Lineage: Eukaryota; Metazoa; Chordata; Mammalia; Carnivora; Phocidae. Gene Ontology annotation, molecular function: zinc ion binding. The transcript is spliced from 10 exons.
GUGAGCAGCGGGGGAAGCCGGGGCGGUUCUCUCGCGAUAGGCGCCGCAAGCGCCCGGCCGGUGGGAGGGAAGGUGUGGGGAGGACUCUCGCGAGACCUGAAGGUCCCGCAGCCGCGGCGGCGGCCAGAAAGGGUGGAGAGGACCGGAAGUCCUUCCUCCUGAGCGCCCAGGGCUGGAGGCGGCUGGCCCUGCCUUCCCGGAAGCCCUUUCCCCGCAGUGAGGAAGACAGCGCACCUGCCCGGAAGUCCCGCCCCCCCGAGCGCCCCCACCCUCCCAGAAGUUUUUCUGUCACCUGUGCUUGCCGCGGUCCCCGUUCCCGGCUUCGUCCCUGCACCCGAGAAGCAUACAUUGAGUGCCUCUGUCCCCGCCCCAUAGCCGGGCUGGGCCCCCCGCUCCCGGACUCGGGGCUCCUCCCCCGCGCCCCCAUGUAGCUGGGAAGUGGGGCCUGGGGGCGGUUGGACCCCUGGGAGCCUGAAGGAGGGGCGGAGAGGGCGCAGCACCCCGCUUCUGCUCCCGCCGGCGGGGCGCGGCCGCCUCGGCCUCUCGCCGCCCGCUGCCAUGCACCCCGCGGCCUUCCCGCUUCCCGUGGUGGUGGCCGCCGUGCUGUGGGGCGCGUCCCCCGCGCGGGCGCUCAUCCGAGCGACCUCGGACCACAAUACCAGCAUGGACUUCGCCGACCUGCCAGCGCUCUUUGGGGCCGCCCUGAGCCAGGAGGGGCUGCAGGGCUUCCUUGUGGAGGCUCACCCGGCCAAUGCCUGCAGCCCCAUUGCCCCUCCACCCCCAGCCCCGGUCAACGGGUCAGUCUUUAUUGCACUGCUUCGAAGAUUCGACUGCAACUUUGACCUCAAGGUCCUAAAUGCUCAGAAGGCGGGGUAUGGCGCAGCUGUGGUACACAACGUGAACUCCAACGAGCUUCUGAACAUGGUGUGGAACAGCGAGGAAAUCCAGCAGCAGAUCUGGAUCCCGUCUGUGUUUAUUGGGGAGAGGAGCUCCGAGUACCUGCGUGCCCUCUUUGUCUACGAGAAGGGGGCUCGGGUGCUUCUGGUCCCAGACAAUAGCUUCCCUCUGGGGUAUUACCUCAUCCCCUUCACAGGCAUCGUGGGCCUGCUGGUUCUGGCCAUGGGAGCAGUGAUGGUAGUCCGUUGUAUCCAGCACCGGAAGCGGCUCCAGCGGAACCGACUGACCAAAGAGCAACUAAAACAGAUUCCUACACAUGACUAUCAGAAGGGAGACCAGUAUGAUGUGUGUGCCAUUUGCCUGGAUGAGUAUGAGGAUGGGGACAAGCUGAGAGUGCUGCCCUGUGCUCAUGCCUACCACAGCCGCUGCGUGGACCCCUGGCUCACCCAGACCCGGAAGACCUGUCCCAUCUGCAAGCAGCCUGUCCACCAGGGUCCGGGAGACGAGGAUGAGGAUGAAACUCAGGGACAAGAGGGUGAUGAGGAAGGGGAGCCAGGGGACCAACCUGCCUCAGAACGGACCCCACUUCUGGGCUCCAGCCCCACACUCCCCACCUCCUUUGGCUCCCUAGCUCCAACCCCUCUUGUUUUCCCGGGGUCUUCGACAGAUCCCCCACCCUCACCCCCUUCCUCUUCAGCUGCCAUCCUGGUCUAAUAGUCCCCUUACCCCCCCAUGCACACCUCCCGUGACCUCUUUGCACAGCCCCUUGUCCUCUCUCCAGUCGUCUGUGUUGAGGGAUGGGGGACAUUUCUGCCCCAGGUUUCUCCCUUUCUCAAUCCCUUUUGAGGGGGUUGGGGGUGGGAAGGGACUGGGUCUUCACUUACUGGGUUAAUAAAAUUGUU